AUGACCAAUCCUGAAUCAAAAAAAGAAUUGUUACAUUUCAUCAAAGAAAAUAUAUCUACUAUUCAUUUUAAAACUCUUCGAGAGAAUGAAAUUGAAAAAAGUGAUGAUAUAAAAUUAGCAUAUAUGAAACAUACUUUAGAUGAUGAUCCCGCAUUAUUUUUAUCAAAGUGGGGAAAAUAUUUACCACCAGAUCAUUUAUCAAAAUUCGAAAGGUUAAGAAUACCACCACCAGUAUCUCGAAAUUUAACUCCCAAUGCUCGUCAUAAUAAACAAAUUUUGAACCGAAGAUAUAGAUAUCUCGUUACCAAACUUGAUUCUACCUCAUAUUUUAAUGAUGAAGCUAUUGAAUCCCGUGAACCUUUAUUAUAUGAAAAUUACGUGGGUCAAUAUUUACCUGAAGAAAAAAGGCAUCCACCAUUUCCUGAUGACCCAGAUUUUGAUUAUGAUACAGUGGAUUUUAAUGAAGAAUUUGAUGAUGUUGAAACUGAAGAACAAGAUAUUCAAGAUAAAUAUUUUGAUAAUGAACCAGAUGAUAUGGAAGAAAAGAAUACUGAAACUGGUAUAUUGGAUUAUUGA
Molecule: messenger RNA, 576 nt
Organism: Diversispora eburnea
Lineage: Eukaryota; Fungi; Glomeromycota; Glomeromycetes; Diversisporales; Diversisporaceae
Source: the annotation of a GenBank genome assembly